AUGCACAGUUUCUACGAUAUCGUCAACGUCAGUGAGGAAUCGUCGAGUGAAGAAUUGAAAAAAGCUUAUUUCGACUUCUUGAGAAGGGUUAGUUUCGAUCAUGUUGUGAAAUUCGAUUUUUGAGAUGCACGGCUUGACGCCGCCUUUUUUCGUAAAGUAUGACGUAUUUGGUGCAUACACAGGACGACGCUAAUUUGCAUACUCAUUUUAAUGGAAAACCAUUUUCGUCCAAAAAUAAUGAAAUCGAAAUUUUUGGGGCACUACAGACAUGGAGAAAGUUGAUUCUAGCGCAUUUAUAGGAAAAUUUUGAAUUUUUUAUAAGAAUCAAUUGUGAUAAAACAUUCAAAUAUUGGUUCUUACAUUUUGAAACUUGGAACGGAAAAAUGGAUUUUUUGAGCAAUUUUCGACUUUUUUAUGCUUAAUUUCAGUUCAUUUAUAGUCCAUUCCAUGCAACUUGUCAUAAUUUUUAUUUUCCUCCGAUCUACAGAACCCUUCGCUUCGAUGCGCCUUUAAUUUGGCCGAAAAUUUCGGUUUUAUUAAAGGCGCAUAAAUAUAGGCUCCCAAGGGAAGCUUCCCAAAAGGAAAAUCGUGACAAGUUGGCUUGGAAUGAGCUAUAUCUGUUCUACAAGCAAAUUAGUGGUUUUUCUUCAAUUUUCUCCAGUUUUCAAUAUCACUAUUCACUUCAAACUUUCGGGACAGACUUUUUUAGUGUACUUUCCUCUGUUCCAGACACAUCCUGAUAAAGUCGGCGAGGAUCUUGCCGACAUCGAACAGCUCAACGCGGCGGCCGUCAUUUGGAAUCGGGUUAAAGUAUAUAUUUUCCUAUUUUUCUUUGCUUUAACCGAACAUUUUUUAUUUUGAUUUGGAAAUUUAGUUGUAAAGCAAAAGUUAGAAUCGAAAAAGAUGUGUUUAAGGAAAUUUUAUGGGAUAUAAAAUAGAAAAAACAAAAAAAUCUCAUUUAUGAUGAAAAUCCUCUCCCUAGGAACGCCUUGGGGUCUUUGAAGGCUCCCCUCUAGGGACCACUUUGAAUUCUUCUCCAAGGGGCACUAAAGCUUGCAGAAGUAUAAGGACAAGAUUCCUAUAGGGACCACUUCAGCUUUAGAGGCUCAGAGAUCACACCCUAAACCCUAUAGUGGCUGUUUUUUCCCUGACCCCUACAGGGAUCACUUAUAAGGACAAGGUUCCUAUAGGGACCACUUCAGCUUCAGAGACUCAGAGAUCACACCCUAAACCCUAUAAAAACCACCUAAAUUUCACUCAGGAGGACCUUUUUGUCCCCUAUAGUUCCCUGACCCCUAUAGGGAUCACUUAUAAGGGCAAGAUCUCUAUAGGGACCACUUCAGCUUCAGGGACUCAGAAUCUAGAACCUUAACCCUAUAAUGACCACCUAAAUUUCACUCAGGAGGACCUUUUUGUCCCCUAUAGUGGCAGAUUUUCUCCCUGACCCCUAUAGGGGCCACUUAUAAGGACAAGGCUCCUAUAGGGACCACUUCAGCUUCAGAGGUUAAGCGGUUAGUACCUAAAUCGCUUUACUAACUACCUAAUAUUUACCCCUAUAUGAGUAAUAUCCCCCCCUAACCACUAUAGGGACCACUCUGGCGUUCCUAAAUCUGUUAAAAUCACUUACUAAAGUUUUUUUCUCAGACGAAAGAAGGCCGAGAAGAGUACAAUUAUUGGCUAAGAGAGCAGAAACUUCGCGAAUCUCGUGGAACUAUCGCCGAGAGAAUCGAAAUCUACGAGGUUUUUAUCGAAAAAAAAAGUUCUCAAUGAGGAAUUUUUGAAAAUUCUGUCGAUUCCAACAGUUGAAAAGGGAUUUCUUUCUUGAAAUUCUGAAAAAUUUCACAAUUUUUAGAAGAUUUUCGAAGUUAACUUGGAAAAUAGUCAUUUUGGAAAGGGUUAUAUUUUUUGGACGCUUUUUGUAAGUGUGAUUUCCAGGAAAUCCAGAGUGUUCCCUCUAGGGGCAAUCUCAGGGACCAUUUUACCAACCCCUAUAGGGGUAACUAAAGCUUGCAAAAGUGGUCUCUAUAGGGGUUUUAGUUAGUGGCCCCUAUAGGGGACAUGUUGGUUGAUAAUUUUUAUGUGCAGCGAAGAAGCAUUUACGUGCGAAAAAUUAAAUUAAUAGCGUCUUUUAGAGGAAGUUGCAGGACCCCUAUAGGGACCACUUAAGGUUUAAGGGCUAUCGGAUCAGACUCUAAACCCCUUUAGGGACCAUUUUUCGGACUAUAUAGGGACUGUUUUCCCCCUAACCCUUUUAGGGACCACUCUGAAAUUCCUUUUUUUUUCAUUCCCAAGUUUUCCUCAGCUCGGGAACAAUAGAGUGGUCCCUAAAGGGGAUAAACGAAAAACAGCCCCAGUAGGGGACAAAAAAGGGCACACUAUAGGGGUGAAGUAUCUGUGGUCUCUAUGAGACCACUUUUGGGAGCUUCAGGGGUCCCUAUGGGGGUUUGGUAAAGUUAUCACUAAAGGGCUCUAAGGUAACCCCUAUAGGGACCACUCUGGAGAUCUUAAGUGACUUUUUUCAAGCGUUUUUAAAAUUCAGGACGAAACAGAAGUUGAGGAAUACUGCCGUUGUGGCGACGAAUAUCAAGUUCCUCCUGAAGAUGUUGGUUUUUCAAAUUUUUUUUCGGUAAAAUCUCAUUUUUUCAUGUUUUCUUGAUAUUGACGAGUGUAUUUUAUUCGAUUUUAUCGAUUUCAGAUCAAGAAAAUCAUUGAUCGAGGCAUUUUCGAGUGCGGCAGUUGCUCCCUUUGCUUGGAGGUCGUGAGGAUCAACAAGAAAAAUUUAGGUAAAUUUAAUAAUUUUGUUCAUGUUUCUAUGAUUUUUUUCUUGUUAUUAGGUUCAUAUUUAUGUAAAAAAAAAUACUUUUUUUGUCUCGAAAACUGAAUUUUGUUCGAAAUUAUGCAUCUUCAUUUUUUUGAUGUUGUUUUGGUUGAUUUUAAAAUUACACAGGCUUUAAAUUUCAUCAUUAUUGAAUGAAUUUUUUUAUUGAAAUUAUUGGAAAUACUUGGAAACGCCAGAGUGGUCCCUAUAGGAGCCAUCUUAAGAGCCCUUCACGGUGCCCCUCUAGGGAUCACUUUAGCUUUUCCUAUAGGUAAUAGGUUUCCAAAAGAGAGCAUGGCAGUCGGUCGUUGUGUGAAGAAAAAAAACUGGGUCCCUAUAAGGACCACUCGAGUUUUAGAGGUCUAUAGAAACCAUUUAAAUUUUUGCCUUCUAGGGAUUUUUUUUUUUGGGGCUGUUUUUCUUUCAUUCCCUAUAGGGACCCCUUGAGCUUCAAAGGCCCAUAGGGGUCAUAUAAACUAUACCCUUCUAGGAGUGUUUUUUGUCCCCUACAGGGGCUGCUUUCUUCCUAAUCCCUAUAGGGGCCACUUGAGUUUAUGUAGAGGCCUAUAGGAACCAUCUAAACUUUACCCUCCCAGGAGUGUUUUUUGUCUCCUAUAGGGGCUGUUUUUCUCUUAUUCCCUAUAGGGACCUCCCUAGACGUUAUAUUUAGAGUUUGACAUUCUGCUUAAAAAUGUUCAAAAAAAUGUGUAUUUUUUUGAAUGAAAAAUUUUCUCCAAAAAAAUAAAAAAAGUAUUUUUCAGUUGAAAAAUGAGCACCAAAGUGAUUGUUCUCGGCGAAACGGGAACCGGAAAAAAACGUCCCUUUGUAAUGCCCUUGCUGGAACGUUCGUUUUUUAUUGAUUUUAUCGAUUUUCAUCAAAUUUGAUACGAAAAAUUGAUUUUUUCAGUCCUGGCACGAAUUUUCCGGAAACGGUCGGCGCAGCGGUCGUCAUGACUUGGCAUGAAUAUCGAGCCGGUUUUUGUUUCUCAUUUCUAACUUUUUGAUGAUUUUCCGAAUUUUAGGUACCCCAGAACAAAAAUCGGAACUGAUCGAACUUUGGGACAUCGACGGCCAGAGGAGCCAUCAUCAGGUGAAUUUUUAUGCGAAAAAAAUAUUUGAAGGAGCAUGGAAAGUUUGAAAAAUGGGUCCUGGAACGAAAUAGUAGUUACGGCAAUUUUGUGAUAAGCUAGCUUUGUAAUAAGUAUAUAGUUUUCUCAGAUUUUGAAUUUCAAGUAUAAUGACGUCAUUCGGAAAGGCUCUCUGAUUGGUUAUUCGUGCCGUUAGGGGCGGAGCUUGAGGGACGGCUUGAAAUUCAAAAUCUGAACAGACUAUAGUUCAUUUGAGUUUUUCGAAGCCAUCAUCAGGUAAAAUGAUAUCUGAGAAAAAAAUUUAAAGGAGCAUGGAAAGUUUGAAAAAUGGGUCUCGAAGCGAAAAGCUAAUUAUUUUUAGUGUUUUUGUGAUAAGCUAGCUUUAUAAUAAGUAUAUAGUUUGCUCAGAUUUUGAAUUUCAAGUAUAAUGACGUCAUGCUGAAAGUCUCUGUUACUGGCUAGCUCUCUAAUUGGCUAUUUAAGCUUUCAGGGGCGGAGCUUGGCAUUCAAAAUCUGAACAUACUAUAGUUCAUUCGAGCUUAAAGGCGCAUAGGGUUUUUUUCAGGCUUUUUCGUCAUAAAUCUUUAAAAAAAUGGAAAAAAAUAGAGUUUAUCUAUGAGUUAUUCAAGUUUAAAGGCGCAUAGGGUUUUUAAGGUCAUAAAAAUUUAAAGAAAAAGGUCUUGGAACGAUUGGAAAAACCAUGGGUUUUAAUGAAAGUUUUCUGUAGUAGCUUUAAAGUAAUAGAGAUUAUUCGUGACCCAUUUUUGGUGAAAUUUGAAGGCGCAGGGGCAUUUUCUAGGCUUAUUUUUUUUAUGAAUAUACAGCUCUCUUUUUUUCCAGGCCGCUCAAGUGUUUUUCGAAGGUGCCCAUGGAGCGAUCUUGGUCUACGAUGUGAGCAAUAAGAGAAGUGAAGAGGUUUUGACGUUUUCACGCUUUUCGAAAGGAGAAGAAAGAGGAUUUUUCAAGUUUUUAGGGGAAAUAGAGAGUGAAAAAUUCCAGAGUUAUUUAUUGAUUUUUGGGAUCGUACUACUUUUUCAAAGUUUCCAACCGUUAUGACAGAAAAAAGGGAAAAUUGACUUUAUUUAGGGGUGUUUUCUUAAGUUUCAGUUAAAAAUAAGGUUUUAAAUUCCGCGAAUCACCUUGAAAAACAGAAAAAUAUAACAUAUUUUUAUUCGAAAAAAAGAGAAUUUUUUUAAACUUACGCGAGUUUUUUUCAAGUGAUUCGUUUGAUUUAUUUUCCAGAACAUGGGUUUCUGGAUGACCAUGUUGGACGGGAAGCAGAGGAAGCCCGCCAGCGGAGCUAGUGAGUGAAUUUUAAGAAAAAUCGAACUAUAGUCCAUUCACCGCGACUUGUCAGUUUUUGAAUGUCUCUGUUCCCGAGGUCAGAGAAACGUGAAAAUAGCACGUCAACAAGAGAGACGAGGAGGGCGCAGAGAAGUCGCGAGAAAUGGACUAUAAUUCUUAUUUUCCUCCUUGAAUUCAAAAAUAUAGAUUUUUAGCUCCACUUCUCGAUUUGGAAUCCUGCCCGAUACCUGUACUGAUCGUUGGCUGCAAGGUGGAUAUUAGGCCUCAGAGAAGUCUCAACACCUAUGAAAGGUAAAUAAAAUGAGGAUUCGAAAAAUUCUACUGAACAAUUAACUUUCAAUAUGUAGUAUGAUCUGUGCAGAUUUUGAAUCUCAAGUCGUCCCCCAAGCUCCGCCCCUAAUCGAGCCAUAAACCAAUCAGAGAGCUAGCCACCCACAGAGCAUUUUUCAAUGACGUCAUUGAGUGCUUCCUAUAUGGGAAACCUCAGGGAUCGGGUCCCCUCUAGGGACCACUUUACCUACCCCUACAGGGACCACUCAAGCAUGCAAAAGCAGUCCCUAUAGGGGACAUUCUAGUACUUCCGUGCGAAAAAUUGAACAAAUAAUUUUUUAAUGAAGUUGAAAGACCCCUAUAGGGACCACUCAGGCUUUAGGGGCGAAGUGGUCAGACCCUAAACCCCUAUAGUGACCACUUUUUCGAAUCUGAACAGCCAGGUGUCUCAACGGGUGCGCCCGUUUUAAGCCCCCGUGUUUUCGAGGCUCCUUCAGUGCCAGUUGCUCUAGAACGGGAGAAAAACGGGUGCAAGAAGAAACUAGGCUGAAAACGGGCCUCAGCUGGGGUGAAAAAUGCCAAGAGUUGUACCCAUUGGGCUCAUACGGGAUUAAUAUGGGCACACCCGAUGAGAUUUUUAGCCCGACUGGCUUAUUUUGGCGAUUUAUUAGUUUGAUAAUAUGUAUUUUUUUCAGAGUUUUCGUUAACACGAGGAACAAGAUUCAGUCCGGAUCUCCGAAUUAUAUUAAUUUUGCUCGGUUUGUUUUUAUUAUAUAUAGGAUUUCACAUAGGCAAUGUCGGGAAGGGCCGAAAAAAAGCUCCAUAGAAAUGUUCCUUUUAAGGUGAUAAAAAUCUCAUUUUUGGGGCCUUUUUUGAACCUCUCCCUUUUAGCGGCCAAUGCCUGGGAUCUCCAGAGUGGUCCCUCUAG
Molecule: messenger RNA, 6409 nt
Organism: Caenorhabditis auriculariae
Lineage: Eukaryota; Metazoa; Nematoda; Chromadorea; Rhabditida; Rhabditidae
Source: the annotation of a GenBank genome assembly